AUGGCUUCCAGAGUUGCUCUAGCGCUCUUCGCGACCUCACUUCUCCUCACCUCAGCAGCUGCUGCUCAGUUCGCUCCCCGGCCGUCGCCUGACUCAUUGCCCACAACGACGCCCAAACCGACGCUCAGCACCUUCUCACCGCCGGCGACAACGUUUCGCGCGGAGCUGAAGCAAGUGGCGGGCAUCCUCGCGGCCCAGCCAGGCUACAGCCUUCCGGCCAAAUCUUCCCCAGGCAACUUCCCGAACGACAAGCUGAAGCUCGUCGAAAACACCACCGUUCUCGUCCCCACCGAUGCCGCCCUUGCGAAACUCGGCCUUCGCGCGCUCUUCAACCCCGCUAUGGUUACCAAAUUCGCCCGGUACAACAUCAUUCGCGGGCGCUUCUCCUUCAGCCAAAUGAAGAACCUCCCCCGGGGCACCCAGCUUCGCUCCCUUUACAAGAACCGCCCGGUAGAGCGCAAGGCCGUGAGUCCCGCCGCGAAGGACUGGGUGAUCAAGAAUAAGGACCUUCUCGAGACCAACUUCUUCCAGAAGGUCGGGACGCAAGCCGCAAACGGCGCUAUCAACAAGCUCCUCCCGCCUGCUGGCAACGAGGUGGGCUUCGGCCGGCCCAACUCUGGCCCGCUGUCGUGGGUGCGGGUAGCCAAGCCAGACCUGUUCAACGGUAACUUUAUCAAAGUUCACGGAGUGGAUAACCUUAUCAGGCCGUCUGCUUAA
This is a messenger RNA of Closterium sp. Naga37s-1, 717 nucleotides long. The record is from the annotation of a GenBank genome assembly. Lineage: Eukaryota; Viridiplantae; Streptophyta; Zygnematophyceae; Desmidiales; Closteriaceae.